UUGAUGCUAGUUAGUGUUAGUCUCUAAUAUAAAGCGCAUCAUAUCACAACUUUUGUACCGCGUUGUGGUGCUGCUCUGCCUCCUCCUCCUCUUCCACUACGGGGAGUACCACCAGGAGUAGGAGCCACAGCCCGUACCUAUACUAAAACUCGGGGAUUUAGUAUCUCUCUCGGGUAUCGUCAUCCUCCUUGGCGUGCUCGUCGCACAGACGCAAACUCAACACAGAGUCGUCUACGUCGUGGACGUUGACGGGCGUGCACUUGACAAGAAUCACGUUUUUCAUGCUAUACCACGUUUGUAUAAAUAUACGAGUACAUGCGAGCAUAUAUUUAUGUUUAUUGAUAGUAAUAUGAAUAAUUAUCUGGUACAUCGUCGAGAAGAUAUUGCAGAUUUAUAAUUUUUAUUUUUUAUUUUAAUAUUUAUAUUAAUUAUUUUUUGUUAAAUUCAUUCGACACUUGUGAAUUUUUUUUUCGUUUUAUUUUUUAUUUAUAUUACAUACCGAGAUGAUUGUAAUAUUACUUAAGACUUUUUUUACUAACAGAAAUUAUGUGAAUGAACUUGAAUGUGAGUGACGGUGACACGAGUGCCUGUCGUCUCAGUAGUAGCUAGUGAAUAAAAACCGCGGUGACGUUUACCGAGUGCCUGGUAAAGAGAUAAAGAAGAUUAUUGUUGAGUUUAUUUAAAUAACAAGUGCCAGUUCCAGUGCUGAGGAAUUCUUUUUUAAUAAAUACUCCCAGGAUAUUGUUAUUAUUGUUAUUUAUUUUAUUUAUUUAUUGGAGUUUUAAUUAACAUAUAUAUCUAUCAAGGUACAUUGGUGGAAUUUCUGCACACGCAGCAUUCCGUUAACCAUGUGUACGCAUUGAAAAUUAUGGUUAUUAAUUACAAGAUACGAUUAAACAUGGAGUGGAUUUUGAUAAUGUUUAUUUUUGGUGCAGCUGGCUCAGUGGAAGUCCACUUCGAGAACAAGGACGGUGGAUUUUUCCUAAAGCACACACCGAGGCAAUACUACCCCUCAAGGAACUCGGACAACACAAUGUCACCAUUCGGGCAGGGAACAAGCGUGACAUCUUCAUCAUCAUCCUCCUCCUCGACACCAUCUAGUUCAAUCUUAUCGAUCGAUAAGUUCACCGUCUUCCAAACCAGCGAGCCAGCAUCUGUACGCGCCACCUACGGGCCGUUCAGUACAAAACAAACAGUUCCAGCGCGUUAUAUAGUUCCCGAUCCCUUGGAAACUCUACCUGGUCCAGAAAUGAGACGAAAUGUGACAGCUUCUUCAAGCUUGGCGAUGAUGGACGUCCAGGAUUUGGGCGCCAGGCACUUGGACAUGUCGGCUCACUUAGUGGGUGCCAGCGUGUCUCGAGAUUCUCCAGUUUUGAGGGUCCUGUUCCAUGCAGGAAGCGAAGCGGGAGGGAGAAGACAAUUAUUGGCCCGCCAUCAGCGCGUUUGUGUACUAUUGCAAGCUUCUCUUCCCGGAAAAAAUCCGCUAACAGCCGCUUGCAGUCCCGAUGGCGAGGACGGCGUCUGCUUGGCCCAGAUCACAAUUCCCGCCGAUUGGUGGCCCCCUCUACCGGCCCCAGACUCUUUAGGACACGUGAAAUUGACCAAAACUCCUCCUAGGCUGGUCCAGGUUGCUUACUCUGUGCUUGAACCAAGAACUGUGGUACUAAGUGACGACAUGCCCUUAGAUGGCGCCAGAACUGUUUCAGCGACUCCUGAGACCUCUGGCGGAGGUUGUCGGCCCAGGGUCCAGAUCCAGCCUGUUACGUCUCUGGGUAAAAUUCCGCUGGUGCCCAAUCGCGCGGAAUACAAGGAAAUAAAGGGUGAUGACUCUUUGAUGCUGCUGGUGCCUCACGGACCGCUUUAUCCCAGGUCGAGAUUGCACGUCCCGGUGUUUCUUUAUCUAAAAAAUUCAAUUGCCGAUACGACCGGGUCCUCGAUUGAAGAUAAAGAUGCUUUAGGACCUCCCAUUGUUGCUGUUGUUCUCAGAGCACGAGCUAAAUCGGGCGUGAGAAUAUUGGAUGCAUCCUCAAGCAGUCCUAAUUGGAUAUUAACCUCUGAUAUCAAUGGAAAAAAUACAGUAGCGACCUUUACUGUUAAGCGGAAACGUGACGAGCUUGAAAUUUCCAGUGAAUCGACGAACAACAGAUCCGCAGAGGAAAUAAUGACAAUGCUGCUGGAGGCGAGUGAGGAAGGAGACGGGAGCAGCAGCUGGGAUGAUGGGAGAAUAAUGUGGAGUGUAAGAUACACCUUGGAAGGAGAUGAAGAGGAUCUUGCUAUGCAAACACGUAGCGGAUCUUCCGAACAGAUGCAAUUGCAGCGUCAACAGCAGCUACAGCAUCACCAUCAUCAUCAUCACAUCGAGAAGAGGAAAUUCAGCGCGCGAUUGGAAAUUCAGAAGGAUGAUAUCCAAGCUGUUCUACCUAUUUCUAAGAAUUGGGAAGUUAUGAAUACCGCAGUGCUAACCGGUCGUCAAGUAUCCCAAGCGAUGAAGGUUUUCAUCGUCAGCCAGGCAGGAACAGUUGCCGAUGUAACGCUCCAGUCAUCCUGCCACUCUGAGGAUGAAAGUGUACUCAAGGUUUCAUCAUCAUGCAGCAGUGUCUAUGUAGACGGUUCUGAAAUCCGUGGCUCAAGCAACGCAUCAGUGCUUGUUAAAUACGGCACAUACACUGGAUUAGCAAGGUUUACUGUUUGGAUGCCGGAGUUUCCGCUAGAGGUCACUGUUACCGACGCAAGGUUGAGUCAAAUUAAAGGCUGGAAAGUCCCAGAGGGCCAUCCGGUCCAAAAAAAUAAGAGAAGUUUGAAUCAGACUGAUGAAUCUUCUGUUGAUGUCACCACCAGCGUUAAUAAUAAUAACAACAAUAUUAAUAAUAAUAAUGGCAGGAGACGCAGACGAAGAAGAACAAGUCUCUCGGGACUAGACUCGCUAGAUAAUAAUGAAGACACGAUUAAUCAAGAUAACGAAGACGAGGAAGAAGAAGAAGAGGAGGAUGACGAUGAGAUUGAUGACGUGGAAGUUGAAAGAUUCCGGGAUGACAGGUGGGACGCGGUUAAUUCGAUCGAUCGGUCACUCCAGACCGCAUGCAGAUUGCGGUUCCAGCAAAGCCCUGUGGAGGUCCACGCCAGGUUUCUGGCCGCGGGACAUGACAGCGGACGUGAGUCCUAUUUUGUCAAUAGAAGGACCUGGUUGAGAGUGACUGACCUGGUGGUGGGGCUGGUCAGAGUUUCGGAUCCCAGGAUCGCGACUCUGCUGCAGGACAGGAUCGUCCAGGGACGAGGAGUUGGGAGAACCGAGGUCCAGGUCCUCUCGCCGAUUACUGGAAGGGUCAUUGGAGCUAAAGAGAUCAGGGUGGGAAAUGACAGGGUUUCUAUUGCAAGGUUAUCUGUCAAGGUCGUUUCGGGGCUGCAAUUAACGAUUAGUCCGGAUAGUGCAAUUGAAAAUGGGUAUGUUGCUGAAACCAGUGUUACUAGGAGGCUCACCGCUCAGUAUCAGGAAGGACUUCUGGAUAUCGACAUAGAGUUCACAGACUCGACGAAGACGCCCCUUAGAGAGAUUGCGGUGAGCGAUUAUCAUCUGACGGUAGAGAGUUUGGAUCCGGAGGUGGUGGCUUUCGCGCCAAUGGUGGCCUCGCACCAUCCAAGAGUGAUAGCAGUUGGAGAAGGUCAUGGGGAUCUCUUGAGAGUGACUCUUUCUCUCGCUGAGGCAUGCAGGAUGUCGGGGACGAAUGCCGGCAGAAGAGCAAAAGGAUCAAGGACAAACACUAGUGGACAGGGUGCUACCCAAGCGCUGGCUACUGCGACGGCGAACGUCGAGGUUGAUUUUGCGUCUAGCGACCUUCCCCAUCGACCGGAAUUCGUCCAGAACGACGGUGGGGGAACCGUUCAAGGUGGCUCCUCUCACCACCACCGCGAGCGAAAAACAGGACGUGAGGUUGCUCCUGAUUUACAUGAUAUACUCAUUGGCGGCAUAGGCGGAGUAGGAGUGCGUCAUCACAAUGCCAGCCACAUGACACCCUUAGAAAUCGGAAUGUACGUCCUACUAGCAGCGUUUGGGUUCGCUAUUUUGGUGUUCGUGAUAUCAUGCGUGGUGUAUGCCAGCAAAUUCAAACCCCAUCAAUCAGACUCACCAUUACCGAGCAUCCCGAUGUUAGGGGCUGUCAGGGCGCGAGCCGCCGCUGCUAGCCAACAAUUGGCAUCUGCUCGUCGGCCCCGUGAGUCCACCACCAAUGCCCACGACUGGGUCUGGCUUGGUAGGGCAACUCUUGAACGAGCUGCUUGUGCUCCUCAACAGGUAAGGGUGACAAAUAACCCUCUGGCAGGUGAAGUUGACGAAGAAGCGGGUGACUUAGGAACGAGUUUUGACAAUCCAAAUCACAUAGAACUGCCAGCGACAGGGAAUCGCGUAACUGUCACACCUAUUGAUUCCACAACUUAUUGCAAACGUGACAGAGUUCGCAAUUACAUGCAGAAGAAUGAUACCACCAAAACCCAAGUUUUAGCGGGUGCUAUCACUUCUUCCACGCGCAACGGACGUUCCCGUUAUAGAAACGAUGCGAAAGAUGUUCCACCCCCUCUACCUCCCCACGGAGUGACAUCGCCAUCUGCCGGAACAGUUGGAACAGCGGACCAGGCGAACAACAACAACGAGGACUACAAACCGCCUGUUCCUCCUCACAGGAACACCGGAGUGACAGCUCGUCUUCCCGAAACACCAAAGAAACACCAGCACCGCAGUCACCACGGGAACCACCGACACGUCAAGCAUCACCACCACCACCAUCACAAGAACCACUCGAACAACGUCAAGCCGAGUUCGAAAAACGAGGAGGCGCAAACUGUCGACGACGAGGAGUUCGUUGAACUCAGGAAACCCGGCUCGGGUGCCUCCGGAGACUCCAAGCCCAGGGAGAUUGUUCCCCGCGAGAUAAAGCGCGCGACAAUCGUCGGAAACCCGAUGUUCUCCUCUAAUCUUUCCAGUUCUUCAUCAUCGAGCUCGUCUUCCACGGUAUCCAACCACGAGCUCGCCGAGACAAUGGCCGCCUUGGAAACUCCGGCCCUGGAAGACCUUAACCUUGGUAUGGACUACAACCAAAUCAUGCAAUAUUUUGAUAAUUUGAAGGAAUCGAACGCCUAGGUAACAGCCCGGCUGCACGAUCUAGUUGACUGGGCAAAGUCUAUCUAAUAUCCUAGACGUUAUCUGUCAGGUGCAGCCACUAAUCCUUAUCAAGGUUCUCCUUUCCAUCAUACACAGACUAUCAGUAUUUAUUAAUGCUAAUGCAUACACUGAUUUAAAGAUUUGCUUGGUUCAAGAAAAUUAUUCUAAGAACUGGAUUUUUUCCUUCAUAUAUUUCUUGAACUUACUGAUAUGAAAAUUAAAUUGAAUCAAGAGAAAAAAAAUUUUGAUUUAGAAUCAUUUUGGAGAAUUUGAUUGGUUUGAAUUAAGAACAAAAAUUCUUCGAUAAAGUCAAAUUUAAUUAAGCCCAGAACAAUUUCUUGUUUCAAGAACUUUUUUGCACUGAUAACAAAAUUUAAUUGAUUAA
Messenger RNA from Cotesia glomerata, 5537 nucleotides. RefSeq names its product transmembrane protein 132E (gene dtn). The transcript is spliced from 10 exons. Bases 869 to 5131 code for a protein of 1420 amino acids. The record is from RefSeq and is a predicted model, not a curated record. NCBI's taxonomy places the organism in Eukaryota, Metazoa, Arthropoda, Insecta, Hymenoptera, Braconidae.